CUCACUCGUGUAUCUAUAGUUUCCUUCUGUUUUGAAACCCAAGCCUAGUGAAUUAGUUCUUGAAAAUAAUUGUUAAGGUGGAUUAAAAGUGCUCUAAUUGUUGAUUAAAAUAAAGCUACGAUGGAAAAGAGAGUCGCCUUGGAAUUACGAGGCAGAAACCCUUCACAGGUCAAGGAAUUGAACCUCGAUAACUGCCGGAGCACCAAUGUUGUUGGUCUCACAGAUGAAUACACAAACCUCGAAAUACUAAGCCUUAACAAUGUUGGGCUUACAAGUCUCAAAGGGUUCCCCACACUUCCCAAACUGAGGAAAUUAGAACUUUCAGAUAACAGAAUAUCAAAUGGACUAAAUUUCCUCAAUGGCUGCAAAAAACUCACACAUCUGAACUUCUCGGGUAACAAAAUCAAAGAUUUGGAGACACUGAAACCCUUGGAGGAAUUUAAAAAUCUAAAGAACCUAGACCUCUUCAACAAUGAUGUUACUAUGAUUGAAGACUACAGGAACAAGGUGUUUGCCUUACACCCAGCUCUAAAAUAUUUAGAUGGUCUGGACAAGGAAGAUCGGGAGGCUGAGGACAGUGAUGCCGAGGAAGAGGAUGAAAUGAAUGGAAACAAUGAAAGUGAGGAGGAUGAUGUGGACAUAGAUUUGGGUCCGCUGGUGAUUGACGAUGAGCCCUCAGAUAGGCCGCCUGAGAGCAGAUCCUCUCUUCCUGUUGUAUUGUACACAAUAUACGGCCUACUAUUUCACAUGGGGUUUCUUACCAGAAGAUCUGAAGUGGAGGAAGAAGAGGACGAUGACGAAGAUGACGGUGAGGUCUCGCUGAGUGCAGUCUACAAUGAGAACCUUGAGGAGGAGAGCUCAGAAGGCUCCCUGUACUCGGGCUCGGAGGAAGAAGAAGACGAUGACGACGAGGAGAUUGACGCGGAGCACAAGUCAAAGCUAGACGAGGAGGACGCCGACGGCGAGCCGGAGGAGAGCACUCGGGGUAAAAAGCGGAAACACGACGACGACGAGGAGAACUGAGUGUUGCCUUACGCGGAGUCAUCUUACUAGCUCGUAAGUGUACAGCCUCCGAUGCCUCGGACAAUAAACGCGAUCACAACACAACACACCCGUAGACUAGCAGUUGUGACUCCCGCAGGAGUUCCCGACCCCCGCGUAGCGAGAUGCUUACUAUAAAAAAAUUACAUGAAAAUAUUUUUGCAAAGUUGAGAACCCCCGUUCUAGCGGCACCCUCCGGCUAGCUCACCGCUUCUUCUCUUAGUGUUAAUCGCCUCGGCGACACCCGAAUGUUUUCUAUCAUUACGAUGUUGAUGUCUUUUGCGUGUAAUCUGUAGUUUGUUGUCCGACAAGUUAAUGUUUCAAUAAAAUUGUUUAUGUAGUAAUAUUUUUUUAUUCUAUUGACAUACUUAAUUUUAGUCUAAUCAUUGAAAUGAAAGUGCAAGAAAUUAGCGUUAAAUUAAAAUAGCUCUCAAAAGUUUUGGUAUCAAUUAUAUUAAAAUUAGAUUUAAGGUAAGAACAAGACAGUAAAUUAUUAGUGCCCUUGGAAUCCAUUCUAGUGUUAAAUUUAAUGUAGAGGCUUGCGGCUUCUUUCCAUGUUUUUGUGACUAAGAUAGAUUAGACCAAAGUUGCUGUUGGAAACGAGCCGCAAGUAAAAUUUUGAGAGUUAUGGCAGCCAAUGUGUGAUGGAGUUAAUGAAUGAAGUAUCUGAAGGCAAACUAGUUGCAAAUUACAAUGCCAAGACCAGUACUAUGAACUAUGACAACACAGAUUAUCGCCUUGGCAUACAACAAACUUGACAUGGACCACCUUUACAGUAAACUGAACAUGGUUUUCUUUUCUAACUACUUAAUCCAUAUUUUUACAAAAUAUCUCGUUAAUACCCAAAUUUUGACGCUGAAGCGUUCUUCAGUAGUUUUAUAUUGUAAUAAUUUAAUAUUAAGUUUUGUUACUUUGUAUAUGUGGAUUUUUAAUGUUUAGCAAUCUCACUAAAGAUAACUGAAUUUAUCAGUAUCACUAAAUUCCAAUGGGCGUAGUAAAUGAAUCCAAUCAAAUCUUUGACAUCCAAAUGAGUUCAGAGAGUAUUUUUCUACAAUCAUUUUAAUCUUAAUAAAAGAGCAAUUAAUGCACUUUAGAAUAUCAAUGAUAAUAUGAGAUGUUUGGUUGAAGCAACGUAGUAAACGUGCCAGAUAUGUUGAAGAGAAUUUUAGUUAAUAAUUUUAUUGUAUUAUGUAAGUCAUUAAGUUUAAGUAAUUUACAACUUGGCCUGUUGAUAUAUAUUGUAUAAUCCUAUUAAGAUUUUUAUUUCUGGGAUUGUAAAAUAAAACUUAAACUUUAA
This is a messenger RNA of Leguminivora glycinivorella, 2338 nucleotides long. It is a transcript of the gene Mapmodulin, whose product is annotated as acidic leucine-rich nuclear phosphoprotein 32 family member A. Gene Ontology annotation, molecular function: histone binding. The record is from RefSeq and is a predicted model, not a curated record. Bases 121 to 1023 code for a protein of 300 amino acids. Gene Ontology annotation, cellular component: nucleus. Lineage: Eukaryota; Metazoa; Arthropoda; Insecta; Lepidoptera; Tortricidae. The transcript is spliced from 7 exons.